AUGUCGCGCCCGACCUUCCCUCUCGGUUCCGCAAUCAGCGCCGUCGCCGCCGGCCUCGCGGCUCUGGCGGCGGCGGGAGUGGCGGCGCUGCAGCUGGGGUCGCAGCAGCGCCCGCAUCUCGCGGCGUCACUUGCGGCCGUCGCCGCCGCGUUGCUGUUCUUGGCGCUGCCGGUUUUAGCACGAGCGUGGCACUGGCUGCGCGCCACACUCGCCCGUCGCGCCACGCCGCAUGGGAGCGGCUCUCAGAGCGCUGAUCCCAGCGCCACCGCACGCGCGUCCUCCGCCCUGCCUCGCCCGCUGCGCGACCCACCGUGGCAGAUGCCUGUGCACGCGCUGUGCGGUCUCCUGGCAACGUCCCCCCUGCACGGCCUUUCCACUGCUGCCGCCCACACACGCCUUAUCGCUGCACGCAAGGGCGGCGAGGAGCAGAGCCGGGGCGGCAUGGCGUGGACGGACGUGCUGGGGUGCUGCGUGGGUGCUCUGAGAGGCGCUGCCCAGGUGAGAGGGGCUCAUUGCCGCUGUGAGAGGGGCGCAUUGCUGGUGUGGGGCGAGGGGUGUGGGGCGAGGGGUGUGCAUGGCGUAGCAUAUGGAUGUACGUGUAGUGUGGAAUCAUGUGCUGAAGCGCACCCACUGAUGCAUUCCCAUUCACACGGCACCCCUCACUCUCCCUCCCUUCCACCACCCUCUCCUCCCUCCACGCACAACAUGCACGUUGCUCUGCAAGACAAGUUCCCGCCAGCGCCUGCCUGCCUCUGUUCUCGUCUCUUCUCCCUCCUAUCCUUGCACCCUGCUUCUCCACCUCUCUCCCCUCACUCCCCUCCACACCCCCCUUUCCCCCACCCCUUUCCCUCCCCUCAGACGUGUCUACUGCUCUGUGCCUCGCUCUUCCUCCUCUCAGGCGACUUCCCUCCAGGCCUGCUCGCUCUGCUGCUCGCCGCCUUCUCUCUGUUGCUUCAGGUGGGCCUCAGGUGCCGCCUCAGGUGGAUAGAACACCACCUGCACCAGGCAUCCCUCACCCUCCCCAGAACCCUAGUAAUCCGAAACAGCUGCAUAGAAUCAGUCCCUGCAAGCACAGUGGUAGUAGGAGACCUGGUGAUGCUUAUAAAGGGGAUGGAGGUCCCUGCAGAUACACUUCUGAUCUACACUGCUGCACUGCUAUUGGACGAGGCGCCCAUUCACGGCAUGCUGCAUGCGCCCUCCCUCAAGUCCCACCUCCCCCCGUCCGCCUCUGCUGUUGACCCGCGUCUCUGUGCCAAUGUGGCCCUUAGGGGGUGUGCUGUGGAGGAGGGGUGGGGGGUGGGCGUGGUGUAUGCAGUAGGGGGGGAUGCUGUGCUGGGGGUGCUUCUGGGGGAGCGAGCAGGGGAGGAGAUGGAUGGGAAGAAAGGGAAGAAGGGGAAGGGAGGGGGAGGGGUGGGGGAGAAGAGACAGGGGAGGAGGGAUGAGUGGGAGGAGGUGAUGGGAGAGGAUAGUGAUGGUGAUGAUGAUGAUGGGGAUGAGGAGGAGGGGGGCAUGGUGGGCAUGUUGGAGGUAAAGCAGGACGAGGGACAAGGGGACUGGGUGCCAUGCGCCGAGAUGAGUCACACCCCGCUUCCCCCAACCACUCCCAACCAUCUGUACCACUCCCAACCGCAUCCCGACACGCACGACAACACCACUACCACUGACGCUGAUAUCCCAGGCACCCACGUCUGGCCCGCCCCAUACUCCCCCCUCCCCUCCGCGCUCCUCCCUUCGCGCGUCUCCACUCUCGCCCUCCGCCUCUCUCGCCUCCUAGGCUUCUCCGGUGCGGCCGUGGCAGUUGUAGCAGCGCUGCUCUUCUCGCUCCGCCAGCGCCCCUGGCAGGACUGCCUGCUGCUGCUGCUCUCCCUGCUGCUGCUCUCCCUGCCCGACUCCCUGCCCCUGCUGCCCGCAGUGCACCUGGCAGAGACAGCCAUGGGGCUGAGGCGGGCAGGCGUGGUGGUGCGCGCGGGUGGGCAGAGAGCGGUAGAGGCGGUGGCGCUGUGCCGCUCUGCUCUCUUCCAUGCGCCGCUGCUGCCACACGCCCCUGCUCUUGGUGCCUCUGCAAUGGAGGGUCGUGAGAUGCGGGGUGAUGGGCGCGGUGGGGGGGGUGGGAUGGAAGGAGGAAGGGGGCUUGAUGCGGGGGUGUGGGGAGGAAGAGGAGGGGCGGAUGGGGUGGAGGUGGCAGCAGUGUUGCUGGCAGAUGGGGCCUGCGUCACUACUGCUGCCGCCUGUGCUACUGGCGUCUGUGCUAGCAGUGUGUGCGUGCAAGGGGAGGAAGAGGGUAGAGGGAAGGAGGUGGUGAAGUGUGGAGUGGCGGUGAAGGGUGCUGGGGAUGGGGAUGGGCGAGGCAGCGAGGUUGUGGCAGAGAUCCGCAUGGCGCACUGGCAGCACGCAGUGAGGCACGCACUGACAGCUGAACAGGAGGCGACUCAGGCGAGUGCUGCCAGGGACGGAGGGGGUGAGGUGGGUGUGCUGGGGGGGAUGGGAAGAGAGGGAGAUGAGCGGCCGGGGCAGGGAGAGGGAAGUGUGGUGGGGCGAGGGGGAGAGGGUGCGAGGGGGGAAGGCGAGGAGAGGUGUGGCAGCAGUGGUGGUGCUGGGGGGAGUGGUGCUGGGGAGGAGGAGGGUGUGAGGGAGGAGGGUGGAGGAGGGAGCGAGGAGGGAGCGGGGGUGCAGUUGGCGAGGUGGUUGGCGCAGUGUGAUGGGGAGGGACGCGCAUGGAUGGAGGCGAGUGAUGAUGUUGAUAGGGCUGUGCUUGCCGCACUGGCUAAAGGCGUGUGGGGCGAUGGUAGGAGGGAAGAAGCACAGCACCAACAGCAACAGCAGCAACAAGAGAGCGAGCAGCAGCAGCAAUGCUCCAGUGACCUUCUCCCAUUGCACCAGUCUCCAUCCCUCUCAUCCUUCAUCAACUCUCUUCUCUCCGCCAAGCGCUCAGGCUCUCUCCUCAUCCACCCCCUCCAUCCCUCACACCAACCUUCACACCACCCCUCACACCACCACGCACCCACCUCACCAUCCCAUACCUCCCUAACACACCUCGCCUCCUCCCCUCCUCCCUCCUCCCCUCUCGGCACCUCAUCUCCCCACUCUCCUCCCGCUCUUACUGCUCGAAUCACGCUCACAGGGACGGUGGGGGGUGAGGAGAGAGAGGGGAGUGCGGUGGUAACCAGAGGGGAGGGGGAAGACGUACUGGCCAUGUGCACUCACGUGCUCGUGGACUGCUGUGCCACCACAUGUGGCAGCACAUGUGGCAUUGCAGGCGGCAGUGCAGGCGGCAGUGCAGGCGGCAGUGCAGGCGGCAGUGCAGGCGGCAGUGCAGGUGGCAGUGCAGGUGGCAGUGCAGGCGGCAGUGCAGGAGGCAGUGCAGGUGGCAGUGCAGGCGGCAGUGCAGGUGGCAGUGGGGAGGGUUCAGAGGCGGGAGUGGCUGGGAGAGCAAAAGCAGAUGGAGCAGCGGCGAGCGGGGGAGGGGUGAAGACAGAGGGGGAGGAGAUGCGGGAAUUGGGUGCAACACUGCUGGGAGGGCUGCUGGAUGGCUGCCACGUGGCAUGGAUGGAUGACAGCCGUCGAUCGCAUCUUGUGAGGCAGGUUCAAGAAAUGCAGCAGGCAGGUGGGUGGUGGGCACCGGGCAGUGUCUCUUUAGCAUCUGAUACUGCUCUCCACUCUGGCAUGGCUUUGGCGUGUGGGUCUUCUGGUUCUGCUUCGUCUGCUCCUCUCAGUGCCGCUGCCAGCUGGCCAAGUGUGCUUCACAAUGUGCAGGUGCUGACGGGGCUGUGGGGCGAUGCUGAGUCAGCAGCAGCUGCACAGCUGGCGAGUGAGGGCCAUCAGCUGCUGUGGCUGCCCCAUGCUCCCUUCAUCCCCGCUCACAUCACCACAUACACCGACACGCCUCUCCUCUCCCUCACCUCCUCCUCGCCCUCACCCCACUCGCCCCCAUCCCCUGUGCUCCUCGCGCCUCUCUCCUCCUCCCCCUGCAUCGCCCGCAAGGCAGCCCUGCUGCUGCCCCCACCACCCGAAUCCUCCCUCCUUGAAAGUGCGUGCAGCAGCAGCAGCAGAGAGCACAUGAAAGGAGGAGGAGCACAGGAGCAGAUGGCAGUGGUGCAGGGAGCAGGAGGCGUGUGUCGCCGUGCCCUGCUGCUGCAUGUGCGUGCUGCUCUCGCCUUCCACAUGGGGGCUCGUCUCGACAUUGUUGCUGCCAUUGCCCUCUCUGCUCUGCUCCUCGGCAGGCAAUCCUCUUACCUUCUCUUGCUCUCUCUUGCUCACUCCCCACUCCCUUUUCUCCUCCGCACCUCUUCCCUCUGCCCCUCCGUGUUUCCUCCCCCUUGCCUUCUCUUCCCCGUGCCCUCUGCUCCUUCCCUCCCAACCAGUCUGCUCUUCGACCCACUGCAUCUACUGCUCUUAGACCUCUUCAUCACCCUCAUCUCCCUCACCGCCUUCGCUCCCACCCGCCACCUCUCCCUCACCCCCUCUCCUCCCCACCACCUCCUGCCACCUCCCCUCCCACCCUUCUCCCUCACCCAAAGCCUCCUCUCUUCCACUCUCACCGCCGCCGCCUGUACAGCCCUCCCCCUCGUCACUCUCUCAUCCCUCACACUCCUCCUCUCCCGCUCCUUCUCCCCUGCCGCUGUCUCCAUCGCCACAGCACCCCCUCCCAUGGCCGGCACACACACAGCAGUAGCUGAUCGUUCCAUUGCCUUUGUGCUCGCCUCUCUGCUCCUACCCACAGUAGCCCGUGCACAAUGGCACUCCGCCACACACUCUCCCUCCCACUCCCACUCUCACUCUCACUCUCACCGCACCCUCCUGCACUCCCUGCAUGCGCCUUCCAACGCGGACCUGACCUUCUUUGCCUUCCUGGCCUUUGUGCUGCUGCUUGCCCUCUGGGGCGCCUUUCAGGAUGCACUCGCUUUACAGCACAUCCCGUUCCUGCUCUGGCUGCUGCUGCUCGCCCUGCCUAUUGCUGCUGUGAUGCUGCCGCAUUGGCUUGGAAGGGGAGCGUUGGGUGGUUUCGGCAGGGAAGAGCAUGGCGUGGAGAUGAGGGGAGGUGGGGGUGAAGGUGCGGAGGCGAGUGAAUCGCUGCUGGUGCGAUCGAGAAGCAGGUCAUGA
This is a messenger RNA of Closterium sp. Naga37s-1, 5100 nucleotides long. NCBI's taxonomy places the organism in Eukaryota, Viridiplantae, Streptophyta, Zygnematophyceae, Desmidiales, Closteriaceae. The record is from the annotation of a GenBank genome assembly.